GUGGUUUAAUUGUCAACAAGCGUGAUCUUAUUCACCAUGAAAGUGAAGUCUGUGAAUUCCGAAAGUUGAAGUGUCACUCGUGCGGAGAAAUGACGAAAACUUUGGCAGAUAUGGAGGAAAGAAUCGCGAAUAUCGAGAAGAAUAUCGAGAAGUUUAAUACAACAGUUGAAAUUAAAAUAACAAAUUUAGACAGAAAAAUAGACAAAAACACGGCAGAUAUAAAAGCAGAUAUAGAAGGAAAACACGAAGCGGUUAACAACAAAGUCGAUGGAUUGAAAACAGCUUUGGUCAGAGCUUUUGAUGAAAUUAAGGACGUUCUUAUCACGAUGGAGGGCAAGAUAGAAGAAAACACAAGAAAAGUAAGAAAUAGACCAAGUGGUGAUAAGGAAAAUAUAAUCGUUGCUGGAGGUGAUUGGACUAACUCUGUAGAGAUGUUUAACUGGCGUCAAAGAACAUGGUCGCCAUUACAAUCAAUGCCAGAGAAUCGUUGGGCAGCAACUUCAUUUAUUUAUAACAAUCAUAUGACUAUAGCUGGGGGUGAAUGUCGUUGGUCUGGCAUUGUUGAUGAUAUGAUUAGAAUGAAUAUUGACCCAAACCCUGAUCUCUCAACACACUGGAGUGACUGUCCUGUUAAACUACCUGAUAAGUUGAAAUACCACAGCAGUGUGCUGUAUAAUGAUCAGUUGAUAGUCUCUGGAGGUUAUAAAGGAAAUGGUUCAUCUGAUUUGAUCAGAUCACUCCAGCUUGUUCCUCCCUAUACUGUGAUGACCUUAUCAAGAAUGCCAGAACGAAGACAAAAUCACAGCAUGGAAAUAUUUGAUGAUCAUUUGUUGAUGGUUGGUGGAAGUACAACUGGCUAUAACAAAGACAACCUCAGCAGUGUUGUACUGUACGAUAUAAAGAAGAAUGAGCUGAAACAGUUGUCACCACUGCCGUAUGAAGUGAGUGCUAUGGCAACUGUGAGAUGGGGAGACAACAUUGUUGUUAUUGGUGGCAUUGACAAACAUGGCAAGUUAUUAGAUAAAGUUAUCAUUUACAAUGUCAAGACAAAACAAAGUCACAUGCUGCCAUCAAUGAGAUGUAAGAGGAGGGGAUGUACUGCAGUUUUUAUUGAAAACAACAUUGUAGUCCUGGGAGGGGAGAGUGAGCAAGCACUGCUAACGUCAGUUGAAGGUUUCAACUUUGAAAGGUAUUCUUGGGAAGAACUUCCAGAAAUGUCUGAAGCAAGAUACUUGCACACUGCUGUUGUUGCGUGAACAAUAUGUAAGGUAUUAAGUGAAAACUCCUAACACAUUAUGAACAAUUAAAAUUAAC
Messenger RNA from Dendronephthya gigantea, 1314 nucleotides. Its product is annotated as kelch-like protein 40. The coding region runs from base 90 to 1256 and encodes 388 amino acids. NCBI's taxonomy places the organism in Eukaryota, Metazoa, Cnidaria, Anthozoa, Malacalcyonacea, Nephtheidae. The transcript is spliced from 2 exons. Gene Ontology annotation, molecular function: protein binding. The record is from RefSeq and is a predicted model, not a curated record.